Messenger RNA from Populus trichocarpa (black cottonwood), 2283 nucleotides. Its product is annotated as F-box/kelch-repeat protein At1g55270. The transcript is spliced from 2 exons. The record is from RefSeq and is a predicted model, not a curated record. NCBI's taxonomy places the organism in Eukaryota, Viridiplantae, Streptophyta, Magnoliopsida, Malpighiales, Salicaceae. Bases 336 to 1652 code for a protein of 438 amino acids. Gene Ontology annotation, molecular function: protein binding.
AUGUAAGUAAGAGAAACAAACUCUAACUGAGGUCUGAGAGAGAGAGAGAGAGAGAGAGAGAGAGAGAGAGAGGGGUAGAGUUUUUGAGAGAGAGAGAGAGAGAGUUGCUCUCAUGUUUUGUUGGGUACAACAAAGUUUGUAGCCUGUUUUUUGUUUGCAUUUGUAAGAGGGUAAAAAAAGACAACAAUAUCAGCAACAAAACACAAAGCUCCUUGUUUUCUUUGUUUGGUGUCAGAUUUGACUCUUGAAUCUCUCAAUUUUGGUUUUCUUGAUCUGUUUGGUCUCAUAAAGGAGCUCUCUUUUCUUUAAAGCUCUAAUCUUUCUAUGAAUCUCUGAUGCAAAAGAUGGAACAUCAUGCGUCAUCAAAUGGUCCAAGAGGGUUUAGAGUUCAAGCUCCACUAGUUGAUUCUGUAUCAUGUUAUUGCAAAGUAGAUUCUGGUUUAAAAACAGUUGCCGAGGCAAGGAAGUUUGUCCCAGGAUCAAAACUAUGUAUCCAGCCUGAUAUCAAUCCUAAUGCACACAAGAGCAAAACCUCACGCAGAGAGAGGACCCGUGUCCAGCCACCACUUCUGCCUGGUCUUCCUGAUGAUCUGGCCAUUGCAUGUCUGAUUCGAGUUCCCCGAGCUGAACAUCGAAAGCUCCGUCUAGUUUGUAAGAGAUGGUACCGGCUCCUUGCUGGUAAUUUCUUUUAUUCUCUUAGGAAAAGUCUUGGAAUGGCAGAGGAAUGGGUUUAUGUCAUCAAGAGAGACCGUGAUGGAAAGAUCUCAUGGAAUGCUUUUGAUCCUGUCCAUCAGAUCUGGCAACCACUUCCACCAGUUCCUCGUGAAUAUUCUGGGGCCCUUGGUUUUGGUUGUGCUGUCUUAAGUAGUUGCCACCUAUACUUGUUUGGAGGAAAGGAUCCGCUCAGGGGGUCCAUGAGACGAGUCAUUUUCUACAGUGCCCGGACAAAUAAAUGGCACAGGGCACCGGAUAUGCUUCGUAAGCGUCAUUUCUUUGGUUCUUGCGUCAUAAAUAACUGCCUAUAUGUGGCUGGUGGAGAGUGCGAAGGAAUCCAAAGGACUCUUCGCUCAGCUGAGGUUUAUGACCCUAACAAGAACCGGUGGAGCUUUAUUUCAGAUAUGAGCACGGCUAUGGUGCCUUUCAUAGGGGUGGUUUAUGAUGGAAAGUGGUUUCUAAAAGGCCUCGGGUCCCACCGUGAGGUGAUGAGUGAAGCCUAUGAUCCAGAAACUAGUACCUGGACCCCAAUCAAUGAUGGAAUGGUUGCUGGCUGGCGCAAUCCUAGUAUCAGUUUAGAUGGAUGUCUCUAUGCAUUGGAUUGCCGGGAUGGCUGCAAGCUUAGGGUUUAUGAUGAAGCCUCAGAUACAUGGAACAAAUUUAUAGAUAGUAAGCUCCAUCUUGGGAGUUCUCAUGCUUUGGAGGCUGCUGCUCUUGUACCUCUCAAUGGGAAGCUUUGCAUUGUGCGGAACAACAUGAGUGUUAGCCUGGUUGAUGUUUCAAGUCCUGACAAACAUGUAGAGAGUAACCCUCACCUCUGGGAGAAUAUAGCCGGGAGAGGUCAUCUCAGGACCCUUGUUACAAAUUUAUGGUCAAGUAUAGCUGGUCGAGGUGGUUUGAAAAGUCACAUUGUGCACUGUCAGGUGCUUCAAGCAUGAGAACCAGAUGCAUUUUUGCUUUAGCUCGCUGUAGACGUUCAGCAUUUCCUUCAAUUUAUAAUGAUAGAUCAUCACAAACGCGGUUCACCCAUCAUUAGUGUCUGCCCUUUCUAAACCAGAAAGCUGCCUAUACUCCGUUAAUGUUCUGCUAUUUAUACUCCUGCCGAGGUUGAAUCAACAGUAAUCUGUCUUGGGUAUGGUUCUGAUGUUCUCACAACAUACGGUGAGAAGUGACUGGACGAGCUUAAACUAUCCAAUGACAUGGAUGAACGGAAUCAUCAUUCACAUCUAAGAUUGAUACAGGAAUUGGUGGUGCCUUUUGUGGUGUGCAACGUGGACAACUACGAAGAAAGAACAGUUCAUUGUUGGUUUCAGGGAUAGAUGCGUUCAUUUCCUUACAUUUAUGAAGGGAGAGCAGAUACUUGUAAAUCUAAGUCAUUUUCCAGGGCCAAGUCCCUUGUCGUGGGAUCUUUCCUUGUAGCAUGUAAUCUUUGGUAUGCUUUGUGAGUGUACAUGGGGUUAUUUCGAACUAGUCAAUGUAUACUUUGAUUACAUCUCAAUCGCUGUGGAUCAACUAUGCUACCCAUUUGUUUUGUUACUUUAAAGAUGGAUCUGGUGCACACCUUCAACA